AUGGGAAGAGAGCUGGACCGAAAUGAUAUGCCAUCUCUUGACGUUCCCAUUGGUCGCAUCAUAGGAUCUACUUCGCUUGCUUUUCGCCCUGAUGUUGAGAUCCCAGAACUGUGCGAGAUCGACUCGGAGACUGAUGAGGGACCUGAAACCCCGCCUGAUGCUAUAACCAGUUACGCAGGGUGGAAUAGAACCAUCAAGUCUGAUAAUCCUCCACCUCUUCAGCGAGCUACACUCAUUGGAGGCGCUGUCGCGCACAAUCUUUCCUAUUCGAGCAGCACGGGACAGCCGGCUCAAUUGGUUGCCAAGAUCUUGGACGAUGAGACCGAAACGCCCCCAAUGCCUUUCCUCAUCCUUCCCGAUGAACGUCGAGGCGGCCCCGACACCAAGAGUACCAGAUCCGCUACGAUGGAUCUACCCGGGACUUGGAGCUCAACGUUUUACAAUCGUGACAAAUCAAACUCUGAGCCUAUUGCUUUGGCCCUUACUGCUCUCAAGGCAGGAGGGGCGCGCGAGGAGAAGGAGGACGAUGAAAGCGAGAAGGAAAAGCUUGGGAGCUUUAAAAUGGAAGAGUUCGUCUUAUCUGAAGACAUCGAUGACUUUGGGGGAAUCAAGGGCCUGACUGCCAAGUUAUAA
Molecule: messenger RNA, 633 nt
Organism: Fusarium tjaetaba
Lineage: Eukaryota; Fungi; Ascomycota; Sordariomycetes; Hypocreales; Nectriaceae
Exons: 2
Coding region: 1-633 (210 amino acids)
Source: RefSeq, a predicted model, not a curated record